This is a messenger RNA of Chinchilla lanigera (long-tailed chinchilla), 716 nucleotides long. It is a transcript of the gene Cst8, whose product is annotated as cystatin 8 (cystatin-related epididymal specific). NCBI's taxonomy places the organism in Eukaryota, Metazoa, Chordata, Mammalia, Rodentia, Chinchillidae. The transcript is spliced from 4 exons. Bases 208 to 645 code for a protein of 145 amino acids. Gene Ontology annotation, cellular component: cell surface; cytoplasm; extracellular region. The record is from RefSeq and is a predicted model, not a curated record. Gene Ontology annotation, molecular function: cysteine-type endopeptidase inhibitor activity.
GGCCUAGGCUCAGAGAGGGACAGAUCAAAAAGCAGGACAGAGCCCUUGACCAGGCGCUGAGUGUGCUGGGGACCAGAGAAGCACAGAUCAUUGGCUGGAACCCAGCUCACAGGAGGAAGAGGCCCGUGGCAGGACAGCAGAGUAGCAGGAGCAACCACCCAGCCACAGUGCCACCCCAGGGACGAGGCAGUGCUGGAUUCAGAGACCAUGACCAGACCCUGGGGACUGUCCCUGCUUCUCCUCACCAUCCAGGUGGCCCUAGUGGCCAGCACAUACUCAGCCAAGAACACGUUGAAGGUUUUGAGGCCAUUCAAAUCUGUCGAGAUCUCAGACGCAAACAUGAGGCAGUGCCUGUGGUUUGCCAUGCAGGAAUACAACAAAGAGAGUGAGGACGAAUACAUCUUCCUUGUGAGCCAGAUCUUGCAGGCCCAGAUGCAGCUCACAGAGUGGCUCAUGGAGUUCAUGAUUGAUGUCGAAAUUGCCCGCAGCAAUUGUAAAAAGCCUCUAACUAAUGAUGAGAGCUGUGUCAUUGAAGAAAACUCCAUACUGGAAAAGAGAGUGAGUUGCAACUUUUUGGUGGGAGCGCUUCCCUGGAACGGCAAUUUCUCGGUGUUGAAGAAGGAGUGCUCAGACACUGAAAUCUAAGGAAGGUCUGGAGAGUGAAGAGCACCCUACCCUGCCUUUUCCUGAGAUAAAAGAAAGGACAGUGCCAGCCA